This is a messenger RNA of Aplysia californica (California sea hare), 2228 nucleotides long. Its product is annotated as hypoxia-inducible factor 1-alpha inhibitor. The record is from RefSeq and is a predicted model, not a curated record. Gene Ontology annotation, molecular function: ankyrin repeat binding; [protein]-asparagine 3-dioxygenase activity; peptidyl-histidine dioxygenase activity. Gene Ontology annotation, cellular component: nucleus; cytoplasm. The coding region runs from base 14 to 1006 and encodes 330 amino acids. Gene Ontology annotation, biological process: negative regulation of Notch signaling pathway; peptidyl-aspartic acid hydroxylation. The transcript has 8 exons. Lineage: Eukaryota; Metazoa; Mollusca; Gastropoda; Aplysiida; Aplysiidae.
GCAAAGAGUCAACAUGGCGACUGAGAACACUGUGAACUCUGGCGAGAAGUUUGUAACCAAGAAAUACCCCUUUUCAACGCAGCCAAUACCACGAUUAUACUAUCGAGACCCCAAAGCGGAGCAUCUCAUCCAAUCAGGGCAACCAGUGAUCUUGACGGGAUCUAACCUUGUUGGCUCGGCUUAUCACUGGGACAUGGACUACUUGUGUUCCAACCUUGGUUGUGGUCAAUAUACUGUGUACACCUCUAGCUCAGGAAAGUUCAAGUACUAUGAUGAGAAGAAAAUGCCUGAGAACAAAGAUUUCAAACCACCAACUUCACACACAGACAUGACCUUCCAGGAAUUUGCUGCCAAAUUGAAACAGGAGAGAAAUAAUGAGAAGGAAAGAAUGUACCUGCAGCAACCUUUGAAUGACACAGUAGGCAAAUGGAUUGUCAUGGAUUUCACUAACUUCAAUUGGGAGUGGGCAAAUCAACAGCAGAAGACCAACAGAUGGGGCCCUUUGACCUCAAACCUUUUGCUUGUUGGAAUGGAAGGGGUGAUCACGCCUGCCCAUUAUGAUGAGCAAGAGAACCUGUUUGCCCAGAUUCAGGGUUACAAACGUUUUUUGCUCUUUGACCCAGACCAGUUUGAGUGCCUGUACCCGUACCCCAUUUACCACCCACACGACAGGCAGAGUCAGGUGGAUUUCGAUAAUCCUGAUUUUGAGAAAUUCCCAAAGUUUGCUGAUUUGAAAGGAUAUGAAGGCAUUGUUGGUCCAAAAGAUGUACUGUAUAUUCCAAUGUACUGGUGGCAUCAAGUUGAGUCUUUAUCAGGCCAUGGAGAGACGAUCUCUAUCACAUUUUGGUACAAGGCUGCUCAGACGAUGAAGGUUGUGUACCCUCUGACAGCUGGCCAGAAAGUGGCCAUCAUGAGGAAUAUUGAGAAAAUGAUUGCAGAGGCCUUGAACGACAAAUCUGAGAUGUCCCCUUUUAUGAGCAACAUGGUUCUAGGGAGGUAUACGUAACACAUUCCCCUCUCCGUUCUACCUCAGGAACCACAUUAUAAUGUGUGAGCAGAUCAUAUUUUUUUCCAUUGCAUAUCAGCUGUUGUGAUUCCAUGGACUUUUUCAUGUGUGUCGAAGAGUUUGGAUGCUUUGCACUGAAAUUCGUGGCAUGCAGCUCGGACUAUGGUGCUUUUUUUUAUUGGGAAUUAUCCAUUUCAGUGGAAUUUUGAGUGCCCUUUACAGGCCUCGGAGAUGCCUAUGCCGUCUGCAGUCAAAAUUGGAUGGGGUGAAAAAUAGAAACAGUGUUGUUAUCUCAGUACAUAUUUAUAUGUGUGUGUGUGUGUGUGUGUGUGUGUGUGUGUGGUGUGUGUGUGUGGUGUGUGUGUGUGUUGGUGUGUGUAUGUGUUUCAUUGUUAAGGUUUUGAUUUUUCUCUAUUGAACCAAAGACAGACUUGAAAAUGCAAUAUGGAUGAGAGUGUAAGUUUCGAUGACAUGUAGAAAAGUUGUAGUUGCAAUUGGUAUGUUAACCCACAAUAAUUUAAUAUGUUUUGCUUCAACUUCAAUAUAGAUUUAUUUCGUUGCAGGCAAUACUCUGAUUCCAUGGUCACUGAUUUUUAUUUUACAAAAUGCUGUGUUAUAUGUUUUUCUACAGUUGUGCUACAUCAGCAAAUCUGAUAAAUUGAAUUAAUCUGUGCACUGUAACACAAAUUGUGUUUAUAUAUGUUAUAGCGUAUUGAUUGAAAGGUAGUGUAUGAUUGUUCCAAGCUGUGAUCUGAUGAAUGGUUAUUUUUCCUGUUAACAUGUUGAAGUCAAAGAUUUUUAUUUGCUGCCAAUGUAUUUAUUAAGAUUGUUUUUAAAAUUUUGAUUUGUUUAAUUUUCAAUUUUCUUUUGAGGGAAGGAGGUAUAUUUUUAUACUUUUUAUUCUGACAAUCGAACAACGUUUGCAAAUGUGAGAACCUAGAGUACAUUAUAUUUCAUAUCCUUUUAGCACACAAAUACGUAUGUCUUAGAAGUGUUUUGAUGGUUUUAUAAUGGUCAACUUGAAAUGAAAGAUUUAAUUUGUUUUCUUGGUAUUAGGGCGUACACAUUUAACCAGAAUACUGAUUGAUUGUGAGGUGGUGUGAGGUGAGUUCUAUUAGAAAUUCUAAUAUUAGUUUCAGUUUCAACAUUUGUUUACUUUGCAGAUUGGAUUUGUAAGGUCAUGUCUACUUAAAUUAUGUGUGCACAAGUAAAAAAAAAAACA